This is a messenger RNA of Hevea brasiliensis (rubber tree), 2286 nucleotides long. RefSeq names its product serine/threonine-protein kinase STY13. The transcript has 3 exons. Lineage: Eukaryota; Viridiplantae; Streptophyta; Magnoliopsida; Malpighiales; Euphorbiaceae. The coding region runs from base 652 to 1896 and encodes 414 amino acids. Gene Ontology annotation, molecular function: ATP binding; protein kinase activity. The record is from RefSeq and is a predicted model, not a curated record. Gene Ontology annotation, biological process: protein phosphorylation.
CGGUAAUAGAAGCAAAAAUAAGAGCAAUGGAUUUAGUUCAAUAGCGAAUAUAUUAUUACAAUAAUACAAAUAAAUCGUUUUUCUCAUUUCUGUGUGUUUUUUUUUUUGUCUUCUUUUGUUGGUUUGGGGUCUCCACAGUCCAUUUCUCUUCAAAGACUCCAUCUUUGUCUUCACUCUCUUCAACCUCCUCUUUCUGAGCACUUUAGCCAUCUUGGACUCAGAGGGGUCUUUGCUCUCAUCCUCUCUCUCUCAUGGGAUCUCUGAAUCUUUCUCACCGAUAGACGACUGGAUAGAGAGAAAAGGGAAGAAUCGCAGAAACAAGAGUAAAAGAUCGAGGGUUUUUGUGAGAAUUAUUCUUUCUGAUUUGUUUGUUACCUCGAAUUGGGAAAAGGUUGCAGACCCAUCUGUUUCCCUUCAGGCUUGAACUCAUUGAAAAGCUCUCGAAUCCCCCACGUUAGCUUUUCCUGCUGAUUUGUUUUGGGUACCCGUACCGCAGAACCACAGCAAUAGAAAGUCAAUCUCCAGACAGUCACAGCAAUAGAAAGUCAAUCUCCAGACAGUAAGGGUUUUCUGAAGACAAUAAUUUCGUCCUGGUUUCUGAUGCUGAAGAAAUAAGUGGACUUUUUGAGGUUUUGCUUUUGAUAGAGGAACAUGUUGGAAGGAGGUCCUAAAUUUCCUGGAAUUAUUGACCUAAACAAUCAUGAUAACAAUUAUCAUGAUUUAUCACAAGGAUUCUAUCAUAAACUUGGUGAAAAUUCCAAUAUGUCAAUUGACAGUUAUGAUAGCUUGCAAACAAGCAAUGGUGGAGGGUCUGUUGCAAUGUCCAUAGAAAGUAUUGGGUCAAAUGAUUCCCACACUCGCAUUUUGAAUCACCAAGGACUUCGGCGGCGUGCUAAUGACAACUACUCUAUUCAACAGAGUGUUAACCGUAGAGGAAGAGUCCCACAUGCUUUGAAUGAUGAUGCACUGGCUCAUGCGCUAAUGGAUAGCAAUUGCCCAACAGAGGGCCUUGAAAAUUUUGAUGAGUGGACCAUUGAUUUGAGGAAGCUUAAUAUGGGUACAGCUUUUGCACAAGGUGCAUUUGGGAAACUCUACAGAGGAACUUACAAUGGUGAGGAUGUUGCCAUCAAAAUCUUGGAGAGGCCAGAAAAUGACCCAGAAAGGGCGAAGUUGAUGGAGCAACAAUUUCAGCAGGAAGUUAUGAUGCUUGCCACAUUAAAACAUCCCAACAUUGUUCGAUUUAUUGGUGCUUGUCGGAAACCAAUGGUGUGGUGCAUAGUUACAGAAUAUGCAAAAGGAGGUUCAGUGCGUCAGUUUUUGAUGAAGCGGCAGAACAGGGCAGUGCCACUAAAAUUGGCAGUUAAGCAGGCGUUGGAUGUUGCAAAAGGAAUGGCCUAUGUUCAUGGGCUUGGUCUGAUUCAUAGGGAUUUAAAAUCUGACAAUCUUUUGAUUUUUGGAGAUAAAUCUAUAAAGAUUGCCGAUUUUGGGGUUGCUCGCAUUGAGGUGCAGACCGAAGGAAUGACACCAGAGACAGGGACAUACCGCUGGAUGGCACCGGAGAUGAUCCAACACAGGCCCUACACGCAAAAGGUGGAUGUCUAUAGCUUUGGGAUUGUUUUGUGGGAACUCAUCACAGGGAUGCUUCCAUUCCAGAAUAUGACAGCAGUGCAAGCUGCAUUUGCGGUCGUCAACAAGGGUGUUCGUCCUGUCAUUCCCAAUGAUUGCUUGCCAGCUCUUGGUGAGAUUAUGACCCGUUGCUGGGAUGUGAACCCUGAAGUUAGGCCACCCUUUGUCGAAGUUGUCAGAAUGCUCGAGAAUGCAGAGACUGAGAUCAUGACCAAUGUUCGCAAGGCUCGAUUCAGAUGUUGCAUGACCUUGCCAAUGACAGUGGACUGAUUUCCAGAAGGAAAAAGAACAUAAUAAUAGGACAUAAGAACAGAGAGAGAAAAAAGAAAAUGGAAAAGAAAAAAGAGGCUGUAGUAGGUGUUGUGAUGAUGUCUUUUAGCAUUGUGUAUUUAUUAGGUUUAAUUUGGUUCUUAAAAUAGAGAAGGAAAAAGAUAGGAUAAGAACAGUUGAUUCAUGGUUUAGUUGCUUAUCCCUUUUCCUCGUCUUCCUAAUAUCUCUCAUCCAUUCUCUUCUUUUCCUCGUCUUCCUAAUAUCUCUCAUCCAUUCUCUUCUUUUCCUCGUAUGUAUGAUAGUUUAUGCACGUUGUUGAUUGUACUUGAAUCUUGGUUACUCCCUACUCAUCACCCUUGAUUGAAUGCUAAAUUACUAUAAAUUGUUUGA